Megalops cyprinoides (Indo-Pacific tarpon) is the source of this 1912-nucleotide messenger RNA. It is a transcript of the gene lactb, whose product is annotated as lactamase, beta. NCBI's taxonomy places the organism in Eukaryota, Metazoa, Chordata, Actinopteri, Elopiformes, Megalopidae. The record is from RefSeq and is a predicted model, not a curated record. The coding region runs from base 157 to 1791 and encodes 544 amino acids. The transcript is spliced from 6 exons.
CUGAGUCGGGAUUUGAUUAUUUUAGCCUGUGACGUUUGGCACGGUCUAAGUGGCGCAGGAAUUGUUGUGGAGUAACUUCUGUCCUAUAUCAUACAAGUUAGUUAUGUAUUAUUUGUAGUCGUUUUUAUUAAAAUACUUUAUGUUUGGCCGUUCAACAUGUCGCGGUUACUCGCAUUUUCGUUGGAUGUUUUAGGCUUUAGGUGUAAAGACGGCCUCCCGCAGAAAGCACGCUCUUUCUCGUCUUUGUGGACAGCUAAAGCUAAUAACUACACGUUCCGCAAGCAACAGUCAAUUGUCUAUGAACAGAGUCGAAGCGUAUUCACAUCGCAACGACAGCGCACAUUUAAGUUUUUUAACGUGACGCAAUCAAAGGUUUGGAUUUUAGGGCUCGGUGCUGGUUUUGUAUUGGCUUUAGGCUUUAAAAAUGUGUACUUUGACGAACGUUGUGAGUGCGACAAAAGAGAGGAAGAAUGCAAAAGGUCUUUGAGAUAUACUGCGGCGAUAGAAAUCAGCCGAGACCUGCUUCAGAGGAUAAAGGUACAGGAUGAAGUCGGGGCCCCGGGGAUGGUAGUAGGGGUGUCGGUGGAUGGGACGAUGGUAUGGUGUGAAGGUCUGGGUUAUGCUGAUUUGGAGAACAGGGUGCCCUGCCGCCCAGAGACAGUGAUGAGGAUCGCCAGUAUUAGCAAGCCUUUAACGGCCGCUGCUGUAGCCAGACUCUGGGAGGAAGGCCGGCUGGAUCUCGACGCACCGGUGCAGAAAUACGUUCCUGAAUUCCCAGAGAAACAGUUUGAGGGAGAAGACGUGACAAUAACUCCACGGAUGAUUCUGUCCCACCUGAGUGGGAUUCGUCACUACGAGAAGGAUGUAAAGAAGGUGAAAGAAGAGAAGGAGAAAGCAAAGAGACUUUUGAAGCCACCGGAGAAGGAGAAAAACGUCAGUGAAGACAAGUUAAAAAACGAGGAAAGUGGCACCAAGAGUAAGGAGACCAAGAAGGCACAGAAGAAGGAGUUUGACCAGGAGGAGUACUACCUGAAAGAUAGUUUUGAGAGUGUAAUGCAGGCUCUAGACCUGUUUAAAGAUGAUCCACUUAUUUUCAAACCAGGUACCACUUUCCUCUACUCUACUCAUGCCUACACCCUCCUCAGUGCAGUAGUAGAGAGAGUGGUUGGCCAGCGCUUCUUGGAUCACAUGAUGAAAAUGUUCCGGGAACUCGGUAUGCUGAACACUGUGCCAGAUGAGAACAACCCCGUUAUAUACCACCGCUCAAGAUUUUACAACUUCAAUAAAAAAGGUCGCAUUGUGAAUUGCCCCUACGUGGAUAACUCCUAUAAGUGGGCGGGUGGUGGGUUUCUCUCUACUGUUGGAGAUCUGCUGCUAUUCGGCAAUGCCAUGCUCUACAGCUACCAGAUGGCCCAUGUGAAAGACAGUAGAGGCCUCCUGCCUGGGUUUCUCAAGCCAGAGACCACCAGGAACAUGUGGGCCCCAGUGGACAAAACAGAGGCCUCUUGGGACAAAGAUGGACAAUACGCUAUGGGCUGGCUGGUGGUAGAGAAGCAGCAGAAAUACGGGAUGUGCAGGAAUCGCAGGCACUACGUCUCACACACAGGGGGAGCUGUAGGGGCAAGCAGCGUCCUCCUGGUGUUGCCUAGCGAGUCGGUGUUGUCUCGUGGAGAUCCUCCUGCCCCCCCUCAGGGAGUUGUGGUCACCAUCAUUACCAACAUGCAGUCUGUGGGACUCAACAGCACUGCCUGGAAGAUUGCACAGGAGUUCGACAAAGCCAAAGGAGACUAAGAACUCUGCACUGAGGGCCAUGUGUGUGCGAGUGUGUGCACACAUGUCUGUUAUGAAAUUGAUGUUGAUACCACUUUGGCAGCAUCCUCGUGAAUUGUUGUCAGCUUUUUAAGUUGUUUUU